CGCGCCUCCUUGAAAGCAUGCAGUUUCAGUUCUCAGAUUUCUUUUUACUCGUACUUUAACCAAAAUCGAGGAUGAGCCUGCGCCGAUUUGCCCAGGCUAACAAUGCAGCAAAUACCCCAGGGUCACCACACUCUCCGUCGCCCAGGCUGAACGGUGGAACUCAGACUCCAGUCACGCCUCGCACACGCGUGUCGUAUGUUUAUUCUCCAUCUGCGACCCCUUCCAUAUCUUCCUCUACGCCAUUCGACUGGGAUGCUGCACGUUCAAGGAGACCACCCCCCUAUGCUUCGCCUCUUAGCGCAAAGCGUAAAUCUCGCAUGAGCACCAUCCCGGACGGGCUCAGGCCACUGCCAAAGAAGGUUGUGAAAAAGAAAGGCGUGUUUGAGAGAAUCACAGCGUUGCCUUCACAGAUUAUGUUCGAGAUUUCACUAUUUCCUCACAACCUACCCAUGCCGGCUCCAAGAACAACCGGAUGGCUCAUAGGCUCUAGCAUGCAUCUGCUGCACCUUUGUCUGCGUGUAUCGCAGAUACGCGCCACGGCUGAUUCAGACAUCGGCUGGGAAGACUUGUACUGGGAACGUAGUCAACAAAGCUGGUUUGACUGGACUGUUCCGAUGACGGGCGUUCUGUUGGUUGCUUCAACGUUGAAUGCAAUGCACCUGUUCACGCAAAGCAAAACAUAUCGCCUCCAUCGUCGAACCAAGGCAGACCCCGUAUCCUCGCCACAUACCACGUUUGUAACCUCUCCCGCACGUGUGCGACCCCUUUCUUCUGAUGAGCCUUCCCCGGUCGCCUCCUUCAAAACGCGCAUCCUGCGCGUGAUAAAAGUCGUCAUACUUUUCCUAUGGAAUUGUUUCAUCUCCUUUUGGAAAUUCCUGCUUGGUAUUUCCACUGCCACGCCUUCGUCGUCUUCACCUGCCCGAGGUGCACCCGCAGAUCAGGUUCAACAGCUUGAGGUCUGGACUCCAGGAGAGCUUGAGCGCGUGCUUCUCACGGUGUAUUCUCCUAUCCAUGCUCUUAUUUGGAUGUCUACGGGUCCUACGAAUUGGAUACUUAUGACUGCUGUGAUGGGUGCCGUGGGCGUGCAAACCAGUCUUCUCGUACAGGCUUAUGAGGGUCUUGUGAAAGACCGUGGUAUUCUUGCAGCUGAGGUCAUGCAUGAGUAUAACGAAGGGUUCGUGUAUCCGCGAAUGAAUACUGUGAAGAAAGACGUCUCUGUCAUGACGCAUCAAUCAGAGAUGAUAAACAUCUGGGAAGACUAGUGAUCAUCCUAGAAAUAGCUACAUCAUCCAUGAGAAAGUAUACCCUCACGCUAAUAUCAUGCCUGUGUGUAGAUUGGACUAUCAUCAGUGCAUUCACCCUCAUAUCAUAUAUGGACCCUUGGUGCCCGAAGCUUGAUAUACAUAUCGAUCUGCGUAUUUUAUUCGUGACAGUUCUGAAUCAUCUCGAGCUCGUACUACCUAGAUCUCGCGUAUUAUUCACCUACGUCACUCACAAUUCCAUUCUUUGAGCUCGUCGACCAUCCUCCAUAUCUUCGUACAUCGCUCUUAAAACUACUCAAUCGCUUUGUCAAAGUCCCAGUGUCAAAGACAUGAUGUUCACGUCAUGAGGAUGAAAGUAGCAGGUGGGAGUGGGGAUGGCACAGUGAGAUUGUGGGACGUUGACAAGGGCAAGUGUGCCAGAACGCAUGCUGUUGUGGGGGGUCGUCGAUGGGU
Messenger RNA from Suillus clintonianus, 1715 nucleotides. RefSeq lists its product as uncharacterized. Gene Ontology annotation, biological process: maintenance of rDNA; regulation of exit from mitosis. Lineage: Eukaryota; Fungi; Basidiomycota; Agaricomycetes; Boletales; Suillaceae. The record is from RefSeq and is a predicted model, not a curated record. The transcript has 4 exons. Bases 72 to 1262 code for a protein of 396 amino acids.